Molecule: messenger RNA, 3801 nt
Organism: Mycena citricolor
Lineage: Eukaryota; Fungi; Basidiomycota; Agaricomycetes; Agaricales; Mycenaceae
Source: the annotation of a GenBank genome assembly
CAAGAAUGUGCAAGUCGACCUUGCAUCUCGAGAUCUGAUGGUCGUGCCCAGUAGGAAGCUGGACACCACCCACUGGCUCCUACUGGGGUCGAAAGUCAGACACGGAUCAGACGGCAGGGCUUCUUUCGAUGUUCUCCCUGGGCGUUGACAGAUCACAGGCCUCGACAUGUGGUCAUCAAACGGGAGGGCGAUUGGAUUGUAGUCGGGAAGACGAUACGAGAUGAGGCGACAUUCUCAAACGCGGGCGUCCCCGAUUCUGGACAGAUUCUCCGCGGGGAUCGUUUCGAUUCCAACGAGAACAAAGUUCGAGGAAGUAUGUAUGUCCCCCAUCGCUCAGAUUUGACCAGAUGUGCUGCGAGCAUGGAGAUUUCGUCCGUCCGUGUCGGAGAGAAGGGGCGGCUCGAUCAUGCACACAAGAGAUGCUGUUAUUGCGGACCACAGAGAGACAAGCGAGCAGCGAUACAUUCGAGAGCCCAUCAGCACGGCUUUGGAGCGCUGUGGUCGGACUCUUGAUUGCUUGUUUCAUCAGCGUCCCUGGAAUCCGGAAAAUCAUCCCAGACGACACCAGAGUUCAUUGAUGCAGAAUGAAUCAGACGGUGGCGCACUUGAUCUUCUUCGAACGGGUCUUGACACUUGUCGAGCACAGAGAGAAAGCCCGGCAUGGUCAAGUCUGGCUCUUCGCGUCAGAGUUCGUCUACUCUCAAAGAUCGCGGGACUCACAGAGCGGCACUCAGGUCCCACCGAGUGGCCCAUGGAGACACCUCGUAUAUCAGCUGUUAUGUCUCUGGCAGACGGAUUUUGUUCUUCAGCGCGAUCGAACAUACAUAGUUGUUCGCGGGUAAUGCCGGCCCAUGAUGGCGUCGGCCACCAUUAGUGUAACGAGGUGUAACGUCAAGAGCGGCCUGUGACCAUGAGCGGCGCGUGACAGAGCGUGACGAGGGCGCUUGCGAAGUUUGACAGUUCGCGCCUCGUUGUUCUCUGCCCGGUCCCACUCUUGCGCCCAACUGUUCUGCACAAAUUCACUGUCGAAACAUCGUCGUGUAUACCUGACCUCCGGCCAUACUGACUUAUGCAGUCAGUAGUAGCUCUGACUUCGUGCACGUUACACGAGUGUGCCAUGCGCUCUCCAAAUCGCAAGGCCGAGCUCUCGCUUCUCCCGUUGGUGACCAACAGCCCACCGAAUUGGUGGCGUCUAUAUGAGCGCUUCGAUCUCCGAACUCAAUCGGUCAGGUAUUCUUGCUCGCCGAGCGCCCCCUGUUAUGAUCUAUCCACCUCUGCACUUUCAUUGUCCGUCGCUUCUUGGGUUACGUUCGCGCGGUCUGAAGUUUUAUUGCAACGGCGCUAACGUUCAUUUGCUUGUAUUUAUGCGUUGGCGCCACCUGAAACAUCCCGGCACCAUGAGGCAGGUGCAAUAACAGGGAGGGAAACAUGGGCGUCUCUCCACCACCUCCCCACAAUGCACCGGCCUCCUGCACCUAACGACACACCCGUUUCCGCCGUUGCGCACACGUAUCGUCCGUUCUACCUGCCCUCAAAGGACUCCUCAAUCCCAGCGGAUAACUAUGUCGCCACCACCAAGGAGUACUUGAAAAACGAAAACACGUACAGCCCUUUUUACGUCAACUUGAGCUCUGCAAGUGGUUCACCCUGUUCGUUCAGCGACCGGACAGCCCAGUCUCAAAUCCCACGGGAGAAAGCGGUGAGUGUAUCCGCUGCUCUUCCGACAGAGCCGCAGGUAGAGGAGCUUGCGAUCGCGAAGCGGAAAUUCAUCAAUCUCGUCAGCGGAUCCAGCCUGGGGGUCGGCCGGGGUCUCAAGUCCUGCACGAGUGCUGUACAAGUCUCGCCCGAAUUCGAGCUCGACGGCCGGAUGGUGACGCUGAUCGACACCCCCGGAUUCGACGACACGUCAAAGAGUGAUGUGGACAUUCUCAAUAUGAUUGCGCUCUUCCUGGCCGAAUCAUUCAAGGACGGCCGCAAGCUCGCCGGGGUCAUCUACAUGCACCGCAUCUCGGACUUCCGGAUGGGUGGCAUCUCGCGCCGCAACUUCAAGAUGUUCCGCGAGCUGUGCGGCGACAGCACCCUCAAGAACGUCGUCAUCGCCACCAACAUGUGGGGUGAAGUCAAUCACGAGGUUGGGGAGGCACGAGAGAUGGAGCUUGCGACGGACGACGCGUUCUUCAGGCCGGUCCUGGACAAGGGCGCAAGGAUGCUCCGACACGACGACGGACUGUCGUCUGCCCAUGCGAUUAUCCGACAUCUCCUGCAGAAUAAGCCCCGCCCGCUUCGGAUCCAGCGUGAAUUGGUUGAAGAGAAGAAGGACCUCGCGCGGACAGCCGCUGGGCAGGAGCUGGAUAGGGAACUGGCUGAGCAAAUGGUAAAGCACAAGAAUGAGAUGCAAGCGCUCGAGGCAACACUGAACGAGGCGAUCAAGGAGAAGGACGAGGAGUAUCGCAGAGAUCUUCAGCUAGAAAUGCACAAGUUCGAGCAAGAACUGGGUCGUAUGCAGAAGGACUCAGAGAAAUUAGCUUCGGAGUCCGCCCAGAAAUCCACCGAACUCGAGCAUCGACUGCAUGAAAUGGACGAACAACGGGCUCAGGAUGAAUUGGCGGCUGCAAGAUACAGGGAGCAGAUCGCCACUCUCGACCAAUCUCUUGAGCAGACUGCCAACAGGAACGUGGAAGUGCAGGCUGACCUGCAGCGGCAGCUGCGAGAAGCGAGGGACCGUCUUGAACAAGUCCCUCGGCACGGAGGUUUCUUUGUUAAUCUUGGCACAGCUCUGGACAAACUCUUUGGUAUACAUUAACAUCACAUCGAACAUUAUGAAUGAAGAUUUCCGUGCAUAGAAUGCAAUAUUGUUUUGAUUCAUUCUUGUGUCAGAGCGGUGCCAGGAUGGCGAGGUCGAUUACAUGGCAGUCGAGAUAGUCCCACAGCCCAAACACCAGUCUCCGUCCCACAAGGCUACGACCUGUCCAGCCGCGACGCCUUUCAGCUCUUCGUCGAAAUCGACUUGAACCGCAUCGUCGUGCAUCGACGUGACCGUGCAUUGAACUGGAGGCAUCUUAUGCCGGACUUGAGCAAACAAGCGCGCACCUCCAGGUGCUGAUAUCCCUUCCGGUGGGUCGUCCGGCCAUAUCCACGUGAAAUCAUGCGAUUGCACGGCCGAGCACAAUAAUGCUGACUCCCUGAGCUUCAUCAGUCGGGAUUAAGAACAAGAAAAGAGCGGAAAGAACCUGGCGGGUCCGACGAAGAUGGUGUUGCUUGGGAUGUCUUUUCGCACGGCAAACAAGCGCUCAGGCAUCCCGUUGAUACGAACGUUCUCCCCGAUGGUGAAAGACCAGAGACCGUUAUGUCUGCCCACUUCCUUGCCCGAAGUGAGCAGCUUCAAGGGACCGGGAGAAGGAGGAAUAUAGGAAGCUAGCGGAACGUCAAAAGGUUCCCAUGCCAUGCAACUUGUACCACGCACACAAGAACUGCUUGAAGUCUGUGCGGUUCUUCUGUCCGAUGAAACACAGACCCAUGCUUUCGUCUCGUUCCAGUACUUCUGAAGGCAUGACUCCGUCAUUGGCUAUCACCUUGACCUCUGACUUGGUCAAGUGUCCGAUGGGGAAAAGGGCGCUCGCAAGUCCGCCCUCGGUUAUGGAUGAUAGAUAGUAGGUUUGAUCCUUGCGUGGGUCGGCAGAUCUGAGCAGUCGGGGCCGCGGAGAUGACCAGUCUCUUCGAGCGUAGUGACCUGGGACAUGUCUGCCAGCCACGGAGGCUUCUUCGGAUCUCGAACAGGAAGGUGUUCGAGCAGAGCACCAA